AUGAAUAACAUAAAAUUUGAAUUACAUGGUUUUGCUGAUGCGAGUGUAAAGUUAUUUGGGUGUUGUGUUUAUGUGAGAUUUUUUAAUGCUAAUUUUAGUCGUGCCUCUUUAAUAGCUUCAAAAUCUAGAGUUGCCCCAUUAGACAAGAACACAAUGCCUAGAUUAGAACUUUCUGCAGCUUUACUAUUAACAAAAUUAUUAGCAUCAAUUUAUGAUCAAUUGAUAUCUAUUUAUAACAUUUCAAAUAUAGUAUAUUGGACUGAUUCAACAAUUUGCUUACAUUGGAUUUUUAAUGCUAAUAAUACCUAUGAACAGUUUGUACAAAAUCGAUUAAUUAAAAUAAGAGAAUUGUCUUUAAUUUAUAAUUGGAGCUAUAUUGAAUCAUAUAGAAAUCCUGCAGAUAGAACAUCUCGAGGAUCAUCACUUAAAAAGUUAAAAUAA
Molecule: messenger RNA, 441 nt
Organism: Hydra vulgaris (swiftwater hydra)
Lineage: Eukaryota; Metazoa; Cnidaria; Hydrozoa; Anthoathecata; Hydridae
Source: RefSeq, a predicted model, not a curated record